Molecule: messenger RNA, 363 nt
Organism: Lotus japonicus
Lineage: Eukaryota; Viridiplantae; Streptophyta; Magnoliopsida; Fabales; Fabaceae
Product: HMG1/2-like protein
Exons: 1
Coding region: 1-363 (120 amino acids)
Source: RefSeq, a predicted model, not a curated record
AUGAAAGGUGGAAAUUCUAGGACCGGAUCUAAGAGCACUGAUUCCAAGCUUGCUGUGAAAAAGAAUGGUGGAGGCGUCACCAAGCCGGCCAGGAACACAGCGUGGUUCCAUAAGCUAAAGACACCUCCUCCUCCAGAUGAGUUCUUGGUCUUCCUCCGGGAUUUUGUUAGGAAACAGUUCAAUAAGGAACUUCAUGAUAACAAACCUUUGUCUGCUGCUAUUAUGGCUAAAGCUGCUUGUUCUAAAUGGAAGACCAUGUCUGAUGCUGAGAAAGCGUCCUAUGCCGCCGAAGCACAAAGACUGAAAACAGCUUAUUAUGAGAAUCACGUUCUUACCGAGAAACUAAAGGCUCUCAAUAUGUAG